Messenger RNA from Rhea pennata, 7944 nucleotides. RefSeq names its product ATPase phospholipid transporting 9A (putative) (gene ATP9A). Lineage: Eukaryota; Metazoa; Chordata; Aves; Rheiformes; Rheidae. Gene Ontology annotation, biological process: retrograde vesicle-mediated transport, Golgi to endoplasmic reticulum; phospholipid translocation; endocytosis. Gene Ontology annotation, molecular function: ATP binding; ATP hydrolysis activity; ATPase-coupled intramembrane lipid carrier activity. The record is from RefSeq and is a predicted model, not a curated record. Gene Ontology annotation, cellular component: endosome; trans-Golgi network; plasma membrane. Bases 36 to 3179 code for a protein of 1047 amino acids. The transcript has 28 exons.
CCGCUCCGCUCCGCUCCGCCCCGGCCGCCGCGGCCAUGACCGACAACAUCCCGCUGCAGCCCGUGCGGCAGAAGAAGCGGAUGGACAGCAAGCGCCGCAGCGGGUGUUGUGAGUGCCUAAGAUGCUGCGGGAGAAGAGACCCGAGGCCUCGUACUGUUUGGCUUGGCCACCCAGAAAAGAGAGAGCAGAGGUACCCUCGCAAUGUGAUCAACAACCAGAAAUACAACUUUUUUACUUUCCUCCCUGGGGUGUUGUUUAACCAGUUCAAAUAUUUCUUCAAUCUUUAUUUCUUGCUUUUGGCCUGCUCUCAAUUUGUCGUUGAAAUGAGGCUUGGUGCACUUUACACAUACUGGGUUCCUCUGGGAUUCGUGCUGGCUGUCACCGUCAUCCGUGAGGCAACGGAGGAGAUCAGAUGCUACAUGCGCGACAAGGAAGUGAACUCGCAGAUCUACAGCAAGCUCACAGCGAGAGGGACCGUGAAGGUGAAGAGCUCUAGUAUACAAGUAGGCGACCUCAUCGUUGUUGAAAAGAACCAGCGGGUCCCUGCUGACAUGAUCUUCCUGAGGACGUCGGAGAAGAAUGGAUCUUGUUUCCUUCGCACCGAUCAGCUGGACGGUGAGACGGACUGGAAACUGCGCCUGCCUGUGACCUGUACCCAGAGACUGCCAACCGCUUCUGACCUGCUUCAAAUUCGAUCGUAUGUAUAUGCAGAAGAGCCCAAUAUUGAUAUACAUAACUUUGUGGGGACCUUCACAAGGGAGGACAGUGACCCUCCAGUGAAUGAAAGUUUAAGCAUAGAAAACACCUUAUGGGCCAGCACAGUGAUUGCAUCAGGUACUGUUGUAGGAGUUGUCCUCUACACUGGAAGGGAACUGCGCAGUGUGAUGAACGCUUCAAACCCAAGAAGUAAGAUUGGUCUCUUUGACUUGGAAGUGAACUGUCUUACCAAGAUCCUGUUUGGUGCUCUUGUGGUAGUCUCACUCGUCAUGGUGGCCCUUCAGCACUUUGCUGGCCGUUGGUAUCUUCAGAUCAUAAGAUUUCUCCUUCUUUUCUCAAACAUCAUUCCGAUUAGUUUACGUGUGAAUCUGGACAUGGGGAAAAUAGUCUACAGCUGGGUGAUCCGCAGAGAUUCCAAAAUCCCUGGGACGGUCGUUCGAUCCAGUACUAUUCCAGAGCAGCUGGGGCGGAUAUCUUAUUUGCUCACAGACAAAACAGGAACCCUUACACAGAACGAGAUGGUUUUCAAAAGGCUUCACCUGGGAACAGUGGCUUAUGGCCUGGACUCCAUGGAUGAAGUGCAGAGCCACAUAUUCAGUAUAUACACGCAGCAAUCUCAGGACCCACCUGCUCUGAAGGGCGUUACCUUAGCCACCAAGGUGCGAAAAACCAUGAGCAGCCGAGUGCACGAGGCAGUGAAGGCGAUUGCCCUGUGCCACAACGUCACGCCAGUUUACGAGUCCAACGGUGUGACGGAUCAGGCUGAAGCUGAGAGACACUAUGAGGAUUCCUGCAGGGUGUACCAGGCUUCCAGUCCUGAUGAGGUGGCCCUGGUCCAGUGGACGGAGAGCGUGGGCUUAACCCUGGUUGGCAGAGACCAGUCCUCCAUGCAGCUGAGGACACCAGGUGGCCAGAUACUGAACUUCACCAUCCUCCAGAUCUUCCCCUUCACUUACGAAAGCAAACGAAUGGGAAUAAUCGUUCGGGAUGAAUCAACAGGAGAGAUCACUUUCUACAUGAAGGGGGCUGAUGUGGUCAUGGCCGGCAUUGUGCAGUACAACGACUGGCUGGAAGAAGAGUGUGGUAACAUGGCUAGAGAAGGCCUGAGGGUUCUUGUUGUAGCCAAGAAGUCUCUGACUGAGGAGCAGUAUCAAGACUUUGAAGCUCGCUACGUGCAGGCGAAGCUGAGCGUGCAUGAUCGCUCACUGAAGGUAGCCACGGUGAUCGAGAGCCUGGAGAUGGAGAUGGAGCUGCUGUGUCUCACUGGGGUGGAGGAUCAGCUGCAGACAGAUGUUCGACCUACUCUGGAGACGCUAAGAAACGCUGGCAUUAAGGUGUGGAUGCUAACAGGGGAUAAGCUGGAGACAGCCACAUGUACAGCAAAGAACGCACAUUUGGUGACAAGAACACAGGACAUCCAUAUAUUCAGACUAGUGACUAACCGUGGAGAAGCCCAUUUAGAGCUGAAUGCCUUCCGCCGGAAACAUGACUGCGCACUUGUUAUUUCUGGCGACUCACUAGAGGUGUGUCUGAAAUACUAUGAGUAUGAGUUCAUGGAGCUGGCUUGCCAGUGCCCUGCUGUUGUGUGCUGCAGAUGUGCCCCAACGCAGAAGGCUCAGAUCGUGUGCUUGCUCCAGGAAAGAACUGGCAAACUCACCUGUGCAGUAGGUGAUGGAGGGAAUGAUGUCAGCAUGAUCCAGGAGGCUGACUGUGGUGUUGGAGUUGAAGGAAAGGAAGGAAAACAAGCGUCACUUGCAGCAGAUUUCUCUAUCACUCAGUUUAAACAUCUGGGCCGUUUACUAAUGGUGCAUGGAAGAAACAGUUAUAAAAGGUCAGCAGCUCUCAGCCAGUUUGUAAUCCACAGGAGCUUGUGCAUCAGUACAAUGCAGGCUGUUUUCUCAUCAGUAUUUUACUUUGCUUCAGUUCCUCUCUACCAGGGCUUUCUCAUCAUUGGAUACUCCACAAUUUACACGAUGUUUCCAGUGUUUUCUCUAGUCCUGGACAAGGAUGUUAAGUCUGAAGUUGCUAUGUUGUACCCAGAGCUCUACAAAGAUCUUCUUAAGGGGCGACCAUUGUCAUACAAAACGUUUUUGAUAUGGGUCUUGAUAAGCAUCUAUCAAGGUAGCAUCAUUAUGUAUGGAGCACUCCUCCUCUUUGAAUCAGAAUUUGUCCACAUCGUCGCCAUUUCCUUCACGUCCUUGAUCCUCACCGAGUUGCUGAUGGUGGCGCUGACAAUCCAGACGUGGCAUUGGCUCAUGAUAGUGGCUGAGCUGCUUAGUCUCUCCUGCUACAUAGCUUCUCUGGUCUUCUUACAUGAAUUUAUUGAUGUUUACUUCAUUGCAACUCUGUCGUUCUUGUGGAAGGUCACUGUCAUCACCCUGGUGAGCUGCCUCCCCCUCUACGUCCUGAAGUACCUGAGGCGAAGGUUUUCUCCCCCGAGCUAUUCAAAGCUCACGUCAUAAGGGGCCGCUUUCCUUGUUCACCAGAGACAAAUAUUGCACAUGGCUGAGAGACAAAAAUCAUGUAGUUGUAACUAUACUGAAUACGUCUGGUAUUUGCGUAAGGAUCACGUGGUAAUCUCUGUUACAUGCUACUUUAUUGAAAAAGACUUAAGCAACUGCUGGGAACAUAAACCUAAUGAUAAAUGGGAGUUUUUGGAGAGUGAAGGCUCUUGUUAGUUCAUCCAAUUUUUGUCACUUUUUUCAACUUAAUUGGGGUAAGAUGCAUGCAACUGCAAUGAUGGUUGGUUUCUCAUGUGUGAUGCAGAGUAUCUGAAAGCUGCUAAUGACCUUGGAAUUUAUAUGUGAUGAAAAUUUUAAGUUACUUUUUAAGUAUCUUGAUGUUCCUUACAUGGUGUUAUGUUUUUUUUUAAUAUUAUUUAUCUUUUUGAUUCGAGUAGGUACAUUCUUUCUCUAUUUUGGAAAGCCCUUACUGUAGGUGAUGCACUGUAUUGCUGACAGCCAGUUUCUGAUUUGUGCCAUGCCGUUCUCAUAACAGCGUACUAGCAUGCCAGAUCUACACACAUUUGAGAAUCUAAGCCUGUUUGAGAUUUUCCUUCAGUUGAAUUGUAGUCAAUCUAGUGUUUUUGGUGGUAUCCAGACAUUGAUAAAUACAGAGAAAUGUAAUCCAAAGUCAAGAAAAUUCCGUUUUGUUUAGCUUUUGUGCUUCCUGAUAAAAGGAGCUGGUGAUAUAAUAGCUGUAUAUUUAUUUGUAUAGGAGAAAAUUAUUUAAAUUAAAAACCCCUGUUGGAAAGAAAUUUGCAGCUGAUUAGCCUUAAAAUGUGUUGACAACGUGAGAAGUGACUCGUACGGCUCUGCAGACAAUGCAGCAGACAUGUCUUGAAUCCUUGGAGACUGAAAGGAAAGGUCAUGGAGCUGCUGCUCCACACAGCUACACAAAAUCUGUUUCCUGUUAGGAUGAAAUAGUGAAGAUGAGCUGCAAAUAAGCUGAGGCACUCCUAGGUGGAUGUUGUUCAUAAUACAGUCUCUGCAGAGAGGCAGUUUUUGAGAACUUGUUUGCUCUAAAAACCAAGCUUGAAUCAGCGAGGCAAGCUCAGAGGCCAAACCAUGGGUGCUAGGCCAGUGUGCAGAGCAAAUUGGACUUUUCUUCUUUUUAACCUUCCAAAAACUUGCUGAGUUUUGUUUUUAUCAUAAGCAUUGACCCAUGUUACAAACAGCACGUAUACAGACUGCUCAGGAGAAUGACAGUGAAUUAAAGGAACCUGUAAGGGUUGAAUGUGGAUGAGCUUUUAGUGACCAUCAGUCUCAUCUAAGUCUUUAGACUCUAAGCUCUUUACUCUGUGAUAAAUUAGUUGCUUGCUGCCUCAUUCGCAUGUCAUAAAACCUGCUGUUGUACCUGGUUGGUAGGCAGUGCAGAGAGGCCAGGAGUGGUGGAUUCCAGCAGCCUGAGCUUCCUUCUCCUCUCUAAACACCUGCUCAGGGAAACUGUGCUGAUACGAGGAGCAGAAGCUCCUUUGGCUUCUUUGAGUCAUGCUAGACCACCCUAAUGGAGCACCAACAGCACCAACUUGUCUUGCCAUUGCUGCAGACAUCCCACUGUCACAAGCAGCACAACACUGCUUAAAAAGUUCUGCUGUGAAAAUCAAGGUGGAAAAUGGGAGCGUCAUUUUAAAAGAAGAGCUGGUGUCUCUGUUGACCCAGUGUAAUACAUAUUGAAUUUUCAGAUCUAAAAAGCCAUGCUUUUUGUGGCUGGUUUGUGGUGACUGCUUUAAGGAAUGUUUUGUACAACCUGGCCUGCGUUCCUUGCUCUAAAGUACUGUGAAUAAAUAUCAAAGAUGAAGUGAAGCAAGUUCCAAAAGAUUUGGAGAAGAAUUGGGUGUGCUUCAUUAUGCACAUGGCUCGGGGCAGAGGAAGGUGCAAGUCCUUGUGCCCAUGUCAUUUUGUGUGAGGGGAAACUCUCAGGAAGGGUAGACAGCUUCCCUAAAGAAACCUAGAGAAUAAAUAGCAACGGUGUCUGGGACAGUGGACCAAAGGGUGCUGUGUCCUUCUGUGCCCUUCUGCUGCCACCUUUCUUCCCUGGAGCAAACCUGCCCUCUGUGGUGUAGAUCUGAUGCUCUCCCUCAGCCUUCUUCUCUUAAUAGCCACUCUGCUAGUGACUCUAUUUCUCUGUCAUCCAAAAGGCCUCACAGACUGUGGAUAUCUCGGCUUUUUGCUUUAUUAUUUAUUUAUAGGAAACAUACUGAACUGAGAAGACGGCAAAAUUAGCAGCUUCUCCUGUUCUCAUUGGACACUGCUUUUUCAGUGGCCCUCCAGCAAAUCUAGAGAAAAAGCAAAAAGCAUACACAGUUCCUUCCUACCGUAUUUAUUUGUGUCCUUUUAUUUCUCUUCCCUUUGCUUUUCUGCUUUUCCAGAGAAGAGUCAAUCGUAUAAAUACAGGUGAUAGGUACUAUUGCAUUCCCUUUGGGAAUGGAAUUUCUGUUUUAGAUGGCAGAGUGGCCUGAGAGUUGUAGUAGUCAAAAAGAAGGCUAGUUCCAGUGUGUCUUCUCUGCGUGCUUAAUUUAGAAAGUUACGUUUCAAAAUCCUUGAGGAAUAAGAACAGCAAACACUUAGAUCUAGAACAAUGGGGGUUUUUUUUGUGCUCUCUUCUGAUUAGGCUCUUCUGUGGGGUCCUAAAACUUAGCAACCACCUUUAAAAACAACCUAGUGACUAAGGAAACUUAGCUAAUACUGAGCUAAUUCUUGGAAUUCAUCUUUUCAGUAAUGGUUUUAAAAUUUGCCUUUCUCUUCUAAAUUCUUCCAAGACAAAAAUCCACCCCUUUCACAUGUACAAAGUGGGAAAGGCCCUGAAAGUCCCAUAUUCUUAAAUGGUUUGUCUGACAGAAGAGAAGCGGAGCCUGAAGAGCCCUGUUGUGGAAGAAUCAGACUAUCAGCUUUUCGUGAAUUUUGCCACUUUGCCAAAAAAGUUCUUAAUGUUGUCUUUGUCGUGACUUGCUACAGUUCUGGAUAGUGUCAGCCUUGCAGAUGCUCUGGAUUCCCCAAUCAAUAUUUGAUUUAAGUAGAUUUAAAUAUAACAGUCGAGAUUUUUUUUUUUAGCUUCUUGUGACAGACCAGUCAAGUCUCUCUUGUCCUUUGGAAGAUAAAUGACAGUAUACAUCUUUGUAAGAACCUUGUCCUUAUCUAUUGUGUGUUAGUAGUUAAAUGUCCUGCAGCAACAGCGCCAUGAUACUGUAUGUAAAUAUUUGAGAAGUAUAUAUGGUAGAAUUCACUGUUUCCUGAAGUCAAUACAGUUUACACUGAGUGGACCAUAUUUGCAAAAUACUAGCUUAUAGCAAGAAAGGGAGUGAAUUGUGAUUUCAGUAAUAUUUAUUGAAUCAUAACCUUAAUAAGGAACUCAUAUUUAGUGGCAUUGAUAGUAAUCUGUAGCUGUGUUUUGGGGUGGGGAUUAUGUUCCUUUGCAGCUAGUUUUUUGCACAAGGUUGUAAAUCCAGGAAGCAAUCUCCACCAUUCUAUGAUUCUCUCUGGGUACGCAUUGCGUUUUUUUAAAGCAAUCAUAAAAUUAAAACUGCAAUCUAACAAACAGCAAGAGUCAAACAAUUGUAUUUUUCGUGCUUAGCACUUUGUCUAUAACACUAUUUCCCUUAAGUUAUUUUAAAAAUGUUUUUAAAAGCAAAAUUUAAUGCAUAUGUUCAUACUGCACAUUUGAAUAAAUGUAUUAUUUGCUGGAAAUUAAUUGCAUCUUUUUCUUCUAGUAUGCUCAUAACUCGUGCAGAGUGAAGCAGAUUUCCUCUUCUAUGUAAUGUCUUGUUCUUUGAAUUUAUUUUGAGUUCUUGUUCCUUUGCUUCAAUGUUUGGUGUACUGUAGCAGGUCAUAUAACUUGUGUGCUUUGCGACUGCUGCAGAUGAUGCUGUGGAAUAGCAGCGUAUGUCACCCAGUGGGCUCGUGCUCCCGCAGCAGCUUUGGGAAGGUAUCUGCCUUGCUUUGUUUCUUCUGUGGUUGGUUAACACACAGGUUUUGGGACAAACCCUGUCCUGUUCUUCAUCCCUGCAGUAAUUCAAGGUGUGCUGUCAUCCUCUUUAUUUUUCUUUAACUCUUAUAUGUGUUUCCUCCCCUAUGUUGCUUACACCUGGAAAUGCCACCGAGCUUGUCCUGUUUGUGGUGGUUUAGCUCAGCUCAUAAUGCAACGCAUAAAUCCUUAGUUUGCACAUGCGGUGCUCUCAGCCAGAUACGUGAACUACUAAUUGCAUGCAGCUCACCAUCACGAGUCCUUUGCACACAGCUGUUCAGGUGGGAGCUGACUCAUCUCCACAGCUGCAUGACUAAGGCCCGAUCCAUUUCUCACUGGAGUCUUCAGGGUGAGAUGGAUGGGCUAUUUUAUUUAUUUAUUUUUAAUUAUUGUGUAAUUAAUAGUAUUUGAUUUGUAUAAAAUCCUGGGUUCUACAGCUUUGCCAGUAUGGUCCAUUAUUACUGCCUACCACAACUUGUGUACUUAUGCCUUUUAAAAUAUUUUUAAUUGUUAAAAUUGUUUUAAAAAUGUUAAUUUAAUUUAAUUUUUAAUUGAGGAAAUGGAUUCUGGUGUCAAAAUGAUAUUUACUGUGAUGCCAAUGUUUUGUACCUGUUGUCUAGUUAAACAACAUGUAAAUACUCUUGAUUCAAGAGAAAUAUGAAUGCCAAUUAUUUAUUGUUCUGUGGAGCUGUAUGUUGCAGAUGUGUAAGAACUUAAAAGGGAAUGUUGUAAAACAAGGUGGAAAAAUAAAUUUUAUGCAACUUC